ACUACAGUACAAUAACGUACUCGGCUUAUUGGUAUCGCAGGGAAGAGAUUUUCUUCUGGCUACCAAUUAUAGCAUUACUGUUGUCAAAAGAUUACGGGAAGGAGAGGAAUUUCGAAAAUGAAGAAUCAACGGAAUCCACCCUUUCUUCUGUUAUUUGUCGUGGGAUUAACAGCAGUUAUUGCAACUGGUAAACCGGGUCCAUGGAAGCGUGUUAAUGUCCUGUGACUACGACGCUCAAAGGAAUGAUUUCUGUAACUGGACUCACGCCAAUCAAACGUUUCGAUGGUCCUGGUCAAAUUCAACUACGCCCAGCUUGAAUACCGGGCCAAGCCGGGACUGGACACAAACAGGAGUUGCGGGUUACAUUUUUGUGGAAGCUUCUUCGCGAAGAAUCAACGAUACUUGCUAUCUUAAUAGCCCACCUAUUGUCGUUCCGGCGGAUACAGCGAAGAUAUGCAUUUCCUUCCAUGUGCAUAUGAUGGGAGAAAAUAUGGGAUCCAUUAAUGUGAAUAUUGCCGAAGAAGAAGGAGACUUCGCUACUGUUUAUACGCGUCAAGGAGACCAUGAUAACUUUUGGUUUCCGGUCAAGUUUGAGCUUGUCAUUGGGAAACCAACAUUUCGAAUUCAGCUGCAAGGUAUCGCCGGCAAGGACCAUUUGGGGGAUGCGUCCAUUGACGGGUUCCGCGUGGAAACUUGUGCCGGUGAUGAGUUUCCUACGGUCAGCGCUGCCAGUCCUUUAAUUGAAAAACCACCUGGCCCACAGCCAAUUGCCCUUCCUUUCUCGUGUGAUUUUCAAAACAAUCGCUGCGGGUUUUCGCAAGCUACUGACGAUGGUCUGGAUUGGCACAGAGUGUCGGGAGAACGAGAAACGGAAUACACAGGGCCUACCGUGGACCAUACUACGGGAACUGUGGCGGGAAAAUAUAUGUAUGUGGAAUCUUCCAGUCCCAGCCAACCGGGUGAUAAAGCCAGAAUAAUAUCGCCUUUGAUUCGACUGAACGAUUUCAAGAAGAACGAUCUGUGCUUUGAAUUCUUUUACCACAUGUAUGGCACCGGAAUGGGCACAUUAAGCGUAACCGUCACUCCGUCCAACUGCACCGACAACGAUAAAAAUUCGUUACGCUGGCCAGCAUGUAGCGAAAUUGUCCACUCGGUUUCCGGUGAUCAAGGAGAUCGAUGGCGACAGUUCCGAAAUCGGGCGCAGUAUGAAUGGGAGGAAUUUACGAUGGAAUUUGAAGCUACGUUGGGGGUUGGAGAGAUCAGCUUCCGCUCGGAUAUUGCCAUUGAUGACAUCCAUUUCGCCGAGUGCCCAAAAAACGAUUCCUAUGUCUAUCCUACGCUAGCUCCAAUCAUUGAUUACAUCGAUGGUUGUAGCGGUACAGCUUAUGUCCGGAAUGCUACUGGAGGCAUUUGGAGUGAUCCUCAUUAUCCUAAUGCUGCGUACCUUUCUGAUUCCAAAUGCCGGUGGGUUUUGGAGUCGGAGAACAGCACUAAGGGGCUUCUGCUCCAUUAUGACGCGGAUUUCUUUAUCGAAGCGGCCGAAAGAUGCAAUCUGGAUUAUGUAAGAGUUUUCGAAGGCUUGAGUGACGAACAGCUAGCGACAUUCGAACCUUGUGGUGAAACCAACUUUGACUUUAAAGGUCCAUUCUGCGGAAGCCAUGCUCCUCCGGACCAUAUUACUCGAUCGAAUCGAGCCGUGGUGGAAUUUUGUUCCGAUAAUCGCAACCAAAGAGAAGGCUUUGCGCUGUUUUUCCGGGAAGAAGACAUGGUACCGAUGGCCGAACCGGAUCCGGCUUGCUCAACCACACUAAUGCUGGAAGACUUCGAGCCACACUUCCUGCGUUGGCCUCCAAGUCCUGAUAACGAGACAUACGAUAACAACCUCCGUUGCGAAAUGGUGCUGCGAAACAAUAACACUGCAAAUGUUAUUCGCAUAAACACCGGCAACUUCGGUAUUGAACGCAGUGCAAACUGCAAAUUCGAUUAUCUUGAAAUCAACGAUGCAUGCAAUAACGAAAGACCAAAGAAAUACUGCGGACAUGACGGCCCCGUCCAUUACAGGAGUUUUUGUCCUACUGUUGUGUUGACCUUUGUUACUGACAAUUCCAUAGGAGGAACUGGAUUUGAUCUGGUUGUUUAUGGCGAUCGCUGUGGACAAAAGAAAUUUUACUGUGAAGCUGAUGCAAUGUGCAUUGACCAGCAAAAGGUCUGUGAUAGCCGACCUGAUUGCCCAAGCGGUGCCGACGAGGAUCCCUUCAUGUGCCAUAAUUUAUUUGCUUGUGGUCAUGAAUAUCCCUCGCCGAACUUGCCGGCAGAACUCGGUUUUCGACCGCGAUCACUGCAUCCAUGGCACGCCGCUAUCCUGUCCCACACUCGCCGACUGGCUUGCUCCGGAACUCUGAUCCAUCCUGGUUGGAUACUAACUUCCGCGCUGUGUGCUUCGAAGUUUUCGGAUAUCAGAGAUAUGAUUAUUCAGUUGGAUUCGCCAGUGUUGGAUUUCCGCUCAUGGCCAAUUAAAACUGAGGUCAAACCUACAAAAAUUUCCUUACAUCCCGACUUCUCCCCGAAUACAAUAGAAGUGGACAUCGCGCUGAUCAAGUUCGCUUCCCAUCCGGAUUAUAAUCCUGCACGAAUUCCUGCGUGCUUGUUAGAAGACGAUGAAGACUUUUUGCGAAAUGGCACUAAAGGCGUGUUUGGCGGCUUUCGUCAUGUGCCGCUUACUGUUCCAGCGCCAACACGAGAUCCACUUUUAGAGCCGUUUUCAAAUGCCACAAUUUUUGCGGACACCGCAGAAGUGGAAAUGUUGGACUUGUCGUACUGCAACGAAUCAGUGCAACACAACCUCAAGAGCGACAAAUAUUUGUGUACAACACCAGCUCCUUGCGAGACUGAUGGAGAUCUCGGAGCACCUUUAGUGUUCCAGCGAAAUGAUCGUUAUUUCCUCGCCGGCAUUUACAGUUACAGCGCCGCCGAAUGCCGUCGCAACUUUGCCCGUCCCACACCUGCAAUUUAUACCCGCAUAAAAUCUUAUUCUGCCUGGAUUUUAGAUAUGCUCGCGGAGGAUGCGUAUAUGGCGAAUGUUUAAAUUGCAUGUAUUGUAAUCGAAUUCCCGGCUGACGAUGUUGCGUGUUGUCAAGUGGUCAUUAGGCACAUCGCGCACUAAUAAUAUCCAUUCAGAACUG
Molecule: messenger RNA, 3182 nt
Organism: Paramacrobiotus metropolitanus
Lineage: Eukaryota; Metazoa; Tardigrada; Eutardigrada; Parachela; Macrobiotidae
Exons: 24
Coding region: 215-3085 (956 amino acids)
Biological process (GO): proteolysis
Cellular component (GO): membrane
Molecular function (GO): serine-type endopeptidase activity; protein binding
Source: RefSeq, a predicted model, not a curated record